GGUACAAUAUCAAGUGGGUAGAAGUGCUAUCCUUUGAGGUAUAGUAACAGGUGGGUGGGAGUGCCAUACUUUGAGGUACAAUAUAGUAGGUGGGGGGAAAGGUUAUCCUUGAUCGAGGUACAGUAACAGGUGGGUGAAAGGCUCAUCCUUUGAGGUAUAGUAACAGGUGGAUAGAGGGGUCAUACAGCGAGUAAAACGCGGGUGGAAAGCGGACAUUCUACAUGGUGCAGUAACACAGCAGAAGAUAUUGUGGUGGGGACUAUGGAUCCGUACAUUAUAGUCACACAAUGAAACCCAUUUUAAUUUGCUGUUUACACAUUGACAAGUAACGUGUGAUGACUGCCACAAUCGUUAAUGAAAGCGCGACGGGUUUUUUUCACUGCUAAUAUGGCUUUUAACGAAUUCCGGCGCCUGCAGGGUUUCAGAAAUUUUAUCGUACAAUUUAUCAUCGAUCAAACUGGGCCACGUGCCAGUAUCCCAGGAUAUAAAGCAGCAUAGGUACGAAGGAUCAAGGGUAUUCAAUCUUACAAGCCGAUUGUGACGCAGGCGGCAGAGUUAGUGCUCCCAUUUCAUGUGUAAAACCUGUAAGUGUCUAAGAGAGAGAGAGAGGAGAUUGGGAGGGAGUGUGUUACGUGUUUUUGCAUUUAAUUUAAUCGGUUUAAUUCGCAAUUAAGUCGUCCAUGCAUUCGUUUUGGCGUCCUAAGUGGAGAUGGAAUUCUCUGAUCACACGUAAGUGAAUAUCUUCGGCCCAUUUUGCCAUCGGUGAGUGUUUUUAGGUAAAUUGAACUUAGCGAAACGUCGUUCAAAAUUAGAGCAAUCCAUUCGAAAUCGAGCGUUGGUUAUUAGCGUGGCUAAUUAUCAGUUAAUUCCGGAUUAUUCCGAAGACAGGGCUUAUUAAUUUGGAACACACGACGCGACAUUGGGGUAAACCAAUUAUUCGCUUUGCGCGAUAACAUUCCGAGUGCUUGCGCGUUUUUCAUUUUGUUAGUUUGUACCAGUGCAAGUCGGCUUGCUGAUUCGAGUUUUCAGCUGUGUGCCUCUGACGGUUGCUGUCUUUCAUCGUAGCUCGGAAAACUUAUUGUAUUGCAAACUAUCAAUCAAUAAAGCGAACACAUACGUUAUAAUUUCAUAACCCCUUGUCUAUAUAUGAAAUACACUGUAUAUUAUCUGCAAUAAGGGGAGAAAGGAUUUUAGCUCGAAAUGGCUAGCCUGAAGUGCGUUCAACCUCAAACAACGAGUACCUUGAGCAUUUUACGUGAUCUCAAUGGUAAUGUUCCAACUUCGGAGGGAGGAUCGAUUGGUGUUUCGCGUCCGUCGCUUAUUUCCAAAAUAAAGAUGCACCGUUAUUCAAAGUUGGAGAUAUUCCUCGCCAUCGUUUCCCUCCUGUUGUUGGUCUCCCUGGUGGUGGUUGUAGUUCUACUGGAAAGCGAGAACAUUGAAAAAACGAGCGAGGAAAAAACGAGCCAGGAAGAAGGUCCACGGGGAACCGAAGCAGCAAUCAAAUCCUUAGCGCGAGUUCUCAAUAACAUUGACAAGGAUGCCGACCCAUGCACAGAUUUUUAUCAAUAUGCCUGCGGUGGCUGGGAAAAAAGGAAUUACAUUGAAGAUUCUCAGCCCUAUGUAUUUCCUUUCGUGGAAGUUCAAAAAGAGAACAAGAGGCAAUUGAAGGAGAUUUUGGAGAACAUGGAAGUCAAGGCUAACUAUUCUGAUAAUCCAGCUAUGCUAAAGGCCUUUGAAAUGUAUUCCUCCUGCAUGAAUACAACAGCCGUUGAGAGAUUUGGCGAUUCAGAACUACGAAGAAUUCUCCGUGUGUUGGCUGACUUCGACAAUACAUGGAACAACCGUUCCAGUUACGACUGGAAGGAUUUUGUCGUGAAAAUUAAACGACAACUUAACCUUGACACGCUUUUCAAAAUUGUAGUAUUGGACGAUCUCAGAGAUGCUUCGAUACAACGAAUUACGAUGCAAGCAGUUCAAAUGCCUCUAAGUUACGCGAAUUAUUUCGUUCAAAAUUCUACUCAGGAAACUCGUGCCCGCUAUGUGAAGUUUAUGACUGACGUCAUGAUGUUAGUCACAGACUCUAAAAUCGAGAAUGAAGUUGUCAAGGAAGAAAUGAGCAAAGUUUUGGAUCUGGAAACAAGUAUAGCAAAGGCACAGAUUAUUCCAAGUCAAAGACGUAACUUUACAUUAAUUUAUAACCUUAUUUCUAUUGAAAAACUGACGAAAAUGACUCAAAAGUUCGACUGGUUGUCAUUCUUCGGCAGUUUAACUUCUGACAUAGGCUUUAGCCUAACCCCGAGUGAAACGCUGAUAAUAACAUCGCCGAAAAUGGUUCAAGAUAUAUUAAACACACUGAAUAGAACAGAACCGAGUGUCAUAUCCAAUUAUCUUGCUUGGAGAAUAAUCUAUGAUGUUAUCAAGAUAUUACCGUUAAAGUACCGAAAAUUAUACAACGCGUUUCGCGAUGAUCAAACGAGUACUUUAUGGGAUACCUGUGUCCAAGACACUUCUAGCACACUCCCGCUUGAAACCACGUUACUUUUUGCUCAGCGUACACUACCAAAGGGAACUGUAAAUGAGGCAAGAAGCAUUAUGCGUGACGUAAGAGAUACAUUCAUUGAUAUUAUUCCUAAGCAAUCGUGGAUGGAUAAAAAUACACAGACUAAAGCAAUUGAAAAGGUAAAAGCUAUGAUAUUUCAUAUCGCAUAUCCAAGCAAUGAGACAGUGGCUGAGAACAUGCUAAAGAAUUCUUCUCCGAAAUUCACAGUUUCAAACACCAGCUAUUUAACAACAUAUCUGAAUGUUAAAUCAUUUACAUUUAUGGAAAACUUCAAGUUGUUAAAGGCGACCUUUAGUAGAAACAAAUGGGACGAAAUUGAUCCAAUGAAACCAACUGGCUUUUAUUACCAUACUCGUAACAAAGUAGGUAUCUCAGUCGGUUUCCUUCAGAGCAAGUUAUUUUCGCUGGAGAAUUACAAAUCGGCCAAUUUUGGUGGCUUUGGCAUGGUUAUCGGACAUGAAAUUAGCCAUGGUUACGACCUUAUAGGUCACAGAUUUGACAAGCACGGCGAUAUGACAAAAUGGAUGUCGCAUCAUUCUUCAAACAUUUUACGCCAAAAGCAUGCGUGUUUGGAAAAAUCAUACAGUAAUCUUGCCCUCAAAGGUCGUAAGAUUGGACGGAUAAGGAGUUACCGGCAGCAAUUUUGUGAUAUUGGUGGUAUAAACCUCGCUUUCGAGGCUUACAUGGAAUGGAAGAACAGGAGUUUGGAACGGGGGAUGUUACCUUCGUUGAACAUCACACACAAUCAAUUGUUUUUCCUUUCGUAUGCUCAGAUGUGGUGUGCAAAGUACAAAGCUUCCGAAGUGUCUCGCAUGGUCAAUGAAGGAAACUAUCCUUUUCCAUUGAGGGUUCAAGGAGCGAUGUUAAACUCCGAAGAAUUUGCCGAUGCGUUUUCAUGCGCCCCAGGUACCACGAUGAAUCCUAUAGAAAAAUGCAAAGUUUGGGAAACAUAACUUUGCAUUGCACAGGCGCAUUCUGUAAAUUUGGGGUGUACAUAUACUUAAUGGUAUAGUCGAGGGGAAUGUUCUCUUUGUGCCCAGCUUAACCUUCAUCGGAUCGUUGCCGUCAGCAAUUUUAUAGGCUUGUACUGUCUGCAUAAAUGAAUGUUUGAACAAGGUUAAGGAAGGUUCAACGCAGGAGGCUAUUAUUGUUGGACAGCUAUAUAAAUAGGUACGAAGCACAUAUAUUUGUAUAUAGGCUCCUUAACAAAGGAACGUGGAUUUAUCCACCUUUUAAUACCCUAAGAGUGCAAGCGGAUUCGCAAUAUUUGGAGUGACGUUAUGCGUGAUUUAUGAAAGUUUUAAUCUACCUUUAAAACCAUUCAUGUCAGAUUUUUAUUCAGAUCCUGUAUAGGAAAACCUUUUUUAUAAAUACUU
Messenger RNA from Dendronephthya gigantea, 3936 nucleotides. RefSeq names its product membrane metallo-endopeptidase-like 1. NCBI's taxonomy places the organism in Eukaryota, Metazoa, Cnidaria, Anthozoa, Malacalcyonacea, Nephtheidae. Bases 1201 to 3513 code for a protein of 770 amino acids. The transcript has 17 exons. Gene Ontology annotation, cellular component: plasma membrane. The record is from RefSeq and is a predicted model, not a curated record. Gene Ontology annotation, biological process: protein processing. Gene Ontology annotation, molecular function: metalloendopeptidase activity.